Molecule: messenger RNA, 1526 nt
Organism: Verruconis gallopava
Lineage: Eukaryota; Fungi; Ascomycota; Dothideomycetes; Venturiales; Sympoventuriaceae
Exons: 3
Coding region: 316-1206 (296 amino acids)
Biological process (GO): (1->6)-beta-D-glucan biosynthetic process; fungal-type cell wall biogenesis
Cellular component (GO): endoplasmic reticulum membrane
Source: RefSeq, a predicted model, not a curated record
GGAAACGCCUCGCCCCCGUCGCCAGGACGAUCUGGGGCGCAAGCGGGCGAAAUUUACUCUUUCUACCGCCAGUCUUUCUGUGCCUUUCGAUCGGAGGCCUGCAGGAAAUAUCUGGAGAACUUCCAAACAAACCCAAAUGAUCGAUCCAAUUGAGAACAGCACCAGACCGGACUCGUGAUGCUGCCUUGAGAGACACGCCAACCGCCAACCUUCGAUAUCAGCGCACGGACCAUAUCUCUCAGGAAGCUUGCAAGCUCAUUUCCAUGCCAGCAAACGUUCUCGAUUUUGAUUCGCAUCCAACAUCUCGUCGCCAACAUGGUCCUGCGAAGAAUAUGGGCGCUCGCCCUCACCGUCCACAUCGCGGCUGCGUUCAGGGACACCUCGCCAUUCUUCCUCUUCUCCACAACUAGGAUCUCAGACGUCCCAAUUGCACAUUCGCAGCUCGUCUCGUCGUCUGCACUGACAGACCAAGUUUCGCAUGCCCUUUCGUCGUGCCCAAGCGACACGUACAUCAUCAUCGCCCAGCCGGGUGUGUCUGCCUCAGACUUCUCCGCCGGCUCGUCGAGCCCGAAUCUUCGCCAGUAUCUGAACAAGACGGCCGGCAUCGUCGAGACGUGGGUCGUCCCCGAGGUGGCCGGCCUUUUGGACGCGAGAAGUCUCGAAAGACAGGUACAGGAGCGGUGCAAGGCAGACGUGCUUCGGAUUGAUGCCACCACUGGCGCCAUUCCAAAUGAUGGUGUCUACCCCCGCGUAGUCUACGUGCGCUUCCCAUCCCUGCCCACCGCUCGCCACGACCGCAUGUCCAAGCUCGCAGAGCACGACUCCUUCCUUCACGCCGUCAUUUCAGAGGUCGGCGGUGAUAAGUACUCCGUCAUUUACACUACUACGCCGCCUUCGGCCGACUUCACCCCAUCCGAGCAGCAGGUCGCCCCAGACGACUACGAGAUGGACGAUCCAUUCCAAUCCGUGCUCCACACGGAUCUGAAGCGCGAACUAGGCUCUACUCACGCUCAGCGCAGCGACAAGGACAACCUAGCGUUGUUUGACAAGUACCAGUACCUGAGCCCUGGUGUGUUUAUGGGUCUCUUCGUCUUCAUUCUCUUGUUUAUGAUAUUGUACGUCGGCAUAUCUGCCGUGGCCAGCUUGCAAGUCAGCUAUUUUGCUUUCAGCAAGGAGAUGGGCCCUUCGCAGCAAAAGAAGUCAUGAUAGAUGGUGCACGUCGCGCGGGCAUUUCGGGCACGACGGAGUUUAUUCUGGUCGCGUGUAUCAUAGGCACUAUCGGUGCGCACUUGUUUAAUGAAAACGCUGGUAGAGCAAGACCGUUUUUGCGUGGUUAUGGUCUGUAGCAGGUUCGUAGUGCGAGUCAUCACCGCACUGUUCAGGACACGGAAGCAAUGUGUAUGCAAAAAUUGACCUAUUUUGUACUUGGCAGAUGCAUUGAUACAUACAAAAAAAAGAGACGCGUAAGGUUCACGCAGCAGUAGCCGCCGCCGCCUCAUCAGAUAAUUUCAUCAUACACACGCACA